GAAAUCCGGAAGUAGAUCAAGUCCGCUUCGCACAUGGCGAAAAUGGCUGCAAAUGGGGAAAAACAACAAGGCCACAGACCCGGCGUUUACAAACAGAAAAACAAAGGACACAAACAUGGCAGACAUAAGACGAAAGGUGAACUGGAAAGAGAGAACAAAGGCAGGGUAUCAGUGACAACCCUUACCAAAAAACAGAGGAAGGAGUUGAAGAAGAUGGACAGAAGACAUAAGGCUAACCAGCUUCGGAGAACUAAGAAAGACCAGGUUCUGACAGAAAAGCGGCGUCUUGGCAGCAGAGACGGUCCUCCUCAUCUGGUGGCCGUGGUGUCCCUGCAUGCUAAUGCCGAUGCUGGCGCAGUUACCAAACUGCUACGUGGAGAGGGCGCCGGGGGCGUGGUGCACCAAGAGCAAUGCGUCAGCGGUGUCAGUGAUAGUUUUGGACUGAUUCUGCCUCGCUUCAAACAGAGGUUCACAUUUCUAACCCAGAGCACCGCUGACAUGCACUCCCUGCUGGACGUUGCAAAGGUUGCAGACAGCCUUGUGUUUGUCCUGGACUCGACUGAAGGUUGGGACACUUACGGAGAUCAUUGUCUCUCCUGCCUCUUUGCCCAGGGCCUCCCCAGCCAUGCUGUGGUGUGUCAGGGUUGGUCUGACGUUUCUGUGAAGAAGAAGGUCGAUUUCAGAAAAGCUCUGACAAAGAUCGCUGAAGUCCGGUUCCCAGAUACCCGUCUCUUCCAGUUGGACUCGGAUCAAGAUGCCACUCUUCUCCUCAGACACCUAGGAGGUCAGAGGCAGAGAAAGCUGGGUUUCCGUUCCAGACGUUCUCAUCUUUUGGCUCAGCAGGUCAAGUUUACACCGAACAACCGGGGGGAGGGGAGUGGCGGUGGGCCGACCGAUCUGGGGACCCUCUGCGUAUCCGGGUACGUCCGAGGUCGAGCUCUCCAUGCUGACAGACUGGUGCACAUCAGCGGGCACGGAGACUUUCAGCUGAGUCAGAUCGAUAUUCCUCCAGACCCUCUGCCCCUCCACCUGACAAGACCAACAAAACCUGGAAAGGGAAGAGAUGCAGAGAUGGAGGACGGAGAUGAAAGUGAGGUCCCGGUGCGGGUGUUGAUGAAAGCGGACCCGUCCACCCGGGAGAGCCUGCAGACGGAGGCUGAGGUGGACCCCAUGGACGGAGAGCAGACGUGGCCGACGGAACAAGAGCUGCUGGAAGCUGAAGAGGCCAGAAAAAACAAGCGUGUGAUGAAAGUUCCUAAGGGAACAUCAGACUACCAGGCCACAUGGAUCAUUGAUGAAGAUGAGGAGGAGAACGGUGAGGCAGAUGAAGAAAGCAGCGACGAUGACGGCGAUGACAUAAUGGACGAAGCCAUGGAUGGAGACGAUGAGGAGAUUAACUCUCAGGAGCCUGGUUCCCAUGCUGCUUCAGAGGAGGAAGACGACGACGACGACGAAGAGGAGGAAGAGGAAGUGUGCCCCACAGAGAGAGCGGGAGCAGAUCAGCGAUAUGACGACAACAUGGAUGAAGCAGCAGAAGAAGAAGGCCUGAAACGCUACCGUGAGGCUCGAUCCCAUGAGAUGUUUCCUGACGAGGUGGACACGCCUCGAGAUGCUCCAGCUAGGAUCAGAUUUCAGCGUUACCGCGGCCUGAAAAGUUUCCGCUCCUCACCUUGGGAUCCCAUGGAGAACUUGCCUCUCGACUAUUCACGUAUAUUCCAGUUCCAGAGUUUUGAACGCACUCGCCGUAGAAUCCUGGCAGAGGCUGCAGCUGAUGAGGACGGAGCCAUGGACGGCUGGUAUGUCACGCUGCACAUCAUUGAUGUUCCUUUCUCUGUGAUGGAGAGCGUCCAGUCUGGCAAGCCCCUGGUGCUGGUGUCUCUGUUGCCGCACGAGCAGAAGAUGUCAGUGGUGCACCUCUUGGUGCAAAGACACCCCAGCAACACGGAGCCCAUCAAAACUAAGGAGGAACUCGUGUUUCACUGUGGAUUCCGAAGGUUUCGGGCCUCCCCUAUAUUUUCUCAGCACACUACAGCUGACAAGCAUAAGAUGGAGCGCUUCCUCAGGCCGGAUGCCCCCACUGUGGUCUCAGUGUAUGCCCCCAUCACCUUCCCCCCAGCAGGAGUGUUGCUGUUUAAACAAAGAAGCGACGGCGUCCAGGAUCUGGUGGCCACAGGGAGCGUGCUCAGCUGCGACCCUCGGCGCGUCGUCCUGAAAAGGAUCGUGCUGAGUGGACACCCGUUCAAAAUCAACAGGCGUUCGGCCGUCGUCCGGUACAUGUUCUUCAACAGAGAGGACAUCAUGUGGUUCAAACCCGUGGAGCUGCGGACCAAAUGGGGCAGAAGAGGCCACAUCAAGGAGGCUUUAGGAACACACGGUCACAUGAAGUGCGUUUUUGAUAAUCAGCUUCGCUCCCAAGACACCGUCCUAAUGAAUUUGUACAAGAGAGUAUAUCCUCGCUGGACCUAUGACCCGUACGUGCCCCCACAGCUACCUUGGUUCAAGAACGAGGUUACUGUGGAAAUGGAUGACUUGGACAUGGAGUAGAAGAAGGUUAAAAGAGCUUACAACAUACAGAGGAUUAUGGAAUGUUAAAAAAGUGAAAAAGCUAUUAAAUAAACUAAGCAUCUUGCAAAGUA
This is a messenger RNA of Fundulus heteroclitus (mummichog), 2636 nucleotides long. It is a transcript of the gene tsr1, whose product is annotated as TSR1 ribosome maturation factor. Gene Ontology annotation, molecular function: U3 snoRNA binding; GTPase activity; GTP binding. The record is from RefSeq and is a predicted model, not a curated record. Lineage: Eukaryota; Metazoa; Chordata; Actinopteri; Cyprinodontiformes; Fundulidae. Gene Ontology annotation, biological process: endonucleolytic cleavage of tricistronic rRNA transcript (SSU-rRNA, 5.8S rRNA, LSU-rRNA); maturation of SSU-rRNA from tricistronic rRNA transcript (SSU-rRNA, 5.8S rRNA, LSU-rRNA); ribosome biogenesis. Bases 34 to 2544 code for a protein of 836 amino acids. The transcript is spliced from 15 exons. Gene Ontology annotation, cellular component: preribosome, small subunit precursor; nucleus.